GCAUAUCUCGUUUUUCUUUUAUUUUGCCAACUCCGCUCGGUUUUUCCUCUUUAAAAUCGAAUAUUUCACAUAUGUACACACUUUCGGCGGGUAUCUGGGAGAAAUUCUUCAAGAAAAAAGACUAUUAUGUGGUGAUAGUCGGUCUGGAUAAUGCUGGAAAAACUACGUUUCUGGAGCAAACAAAAUCUCACUUUGUAAAGGACUACGGGGUUCUGAAUCCAUCAAAAAUCACGGCGACAGUUGGUUUGAAUACUGGAAAUGUCGAGCUCAACAACACAUGUCUUCAUUUCUGGGAUCUCGGAGGCCAGGAGAGUUUACGAGAACUCUGGGCGACAUAUUACGACGAUGCAAAUGCCAUGAUUUUUGUUGUGGACGCAACAAGGAGCGAUCUCUUCCCAAUAGUAGCAUCUCAGUUUAAAGAAGUAAUGGCCAACGAAAUAGUUCAAAAUAUUCCAGUUUUAGUAGCGGUGAAUAAAAGUGAAAUGGAAGGAGCCGCCGCUGCCGCUGAGGUCCGAAUGCUGCUCGAAGACGACAAUCACCGCUCGGACCUUGCAGUUCUUCCGGUUUCGGCGCUAGAAGGAACAAAUAUCGAAAGAUGUGUUCACUGGAUCGUCCGAUCGUUGGCUAGCCAGCCAUUAUACCUUUAACCUCUCGGGUAGCUGUAUAUAAUAAUUAUAAUCUAUUGCAUACUGACAUGAAUAGAAGAAUCCUGUGAUGAUUUCCUAACCUCACUGCAACUUUUUUGAAUGAGGGACGAGGAAAUACGGUUUCUAGGCCACGGCCGGGGAUCCGACAAGAUUUAGCGGCAAUUUAUUUUGCUUUGUUUUCCGCGUUUUUUCUUUGGUUUUUCACCGAUUUUUCUCCCGUUUUUUUCUUAUUAACACUGAUGAAUAAAUAUUUUUUGCAGAUGCUAGAACAAUUUCCAACUGAAAAAUUGUGUAGCGAUGGAUUACGGGAAUACUAAACCUAAACUUUUUCCGAAUCAUGAAAUAUAUGCUGCUUAGAGGCUGAAACUACCUGAUUUUCAUAACGAGACCGCUGAAAAAGUUUUGAGAUUUUUAAAAUUCAACUUUUUUGGUGAAAAAGUCGAUAUUUUCGCACAAAAUGUUGAAUUUUAAAAAUCUCAAAACUUUUUUUCAGCGGUCUCGUUAUGAAAAUCAAGUAGUUUCAGCAUCUAAGCAGUAUAUAUAUCAUGUUUCGGAAAAAGUUUAGGUUUGGUAUGCCUGUAAUCCAUCAUAUUACAUUGAUCAUUUUCACCGCUUCUUGCCGAUUGUUCUAGCAUCUGCGAAAAAAUAUUUAUCCAUCAGUUUUAAUAGGAAAAACGGGAAAAAAAACUGUGAAAAACAAAAAAAAAAACAAGCGGAAAACAAAGCAAGAUAAAUUGCCGCUAAAUCUUGUCGGAUCCUCGGCCAUGGCCUAGAAACCGCAUUUCCUCGUCCCUCGUUUAAGAAAAGUUGCAGUGAACCCCUUCCCCUCUACCAUGUUUUAAUACGGUUUCGGCUGAUCUGACUUAUUACACAAAAAAAUGAUAUUAGUAUUUAAGUAUUAAAUAUUUUUGUUUAUAUCGUGCAAUAAAAAUUCUUUUUUUAA
This is a messenger RNA of Caenorhabditis elegans, 1590 nucleotides long. It is a transcript of the gene Y54E10BR.2, whose product is annotated as ADP-ribosylation factor-related protein 1. Lineage: Eukaryota; Metazoa; Nematoda; Chromadorea; Rhabditida; Rhabditidae. The transcript is spliced from 5 exons. The record is from RefSeq and is marked reviewed. Gene Ontology annotation, molecular function: GTP binding; GTPase activity. Bases 72 to 647 code for a protein of 191 amino acids.